Molecule: messenger RNA, 1019 nt
Organism: Armigeres subalbatus
Lineage: Eukaryota; Metazoa; Arthropoda; Insecta; Diptera; Culicidae
Product: ferritin light chain-like
Exons: 2
Coding region: 161-829 (222 amino acids)
Biological process (GO): intracellular iron ion homeostasis; iron ion transport
Cellular component (GO): cytoplasm
Molecular function (GO): ferric iron binding; ferrous iron binding
Source: RefSeq, a predicted model, not a curated record
AAGUGCAUAAAGAAGCUCAAUUGGCAGAAGAUUUGAUAAAGGCUUUGUCAGGAAUUUCGGCUCGAUACCGCUAAUAAGUGCCAGUCUGUUCGCGCUUGCCUUUCAUUUCGCGACGCAACUCACUACGGGAUAGAGAUCUGCCGAAGGAAGCUCCACAAGUAUGGCGCUCUUUGUUAAGGUGACGUUAGUGGCUUUGUUAGCAGUGGCGGCAAACGCCGCACAAUCGGACCUAUUCUGCAUGGCAGACACGAAGAAAUGUACGGCGCGGUUUUCCGGAUACAGAUACGUGACGUCGGAGAUUUCGGACCUCACUACGCAGUUGCUGGAUCAAUCCUUCGACUUCCUAUUUCUGUCGACGGCCUUCAACCAGCACAUUAAGAAUCGUCCAGGGUUCGAGAAGGUCUAUCGCAAAAUUUCCGACCAGGCCUGGUCGGAUACGAUGUCAUUGAUGAAGUACCAAAGCAAGCGCGGACAAAGGGCGUCGUUCAACCCGGACUACAAAUACGCAAAUCACGAGCUGCGAGCGCUUUCGGAUCCGCUGCUGGCCGAAGAGCACAGUUCGCUCAAGUUGGCGCUGGAAUACGAAAAGCUAGUGGCCGAAGUGACACACGCCAUUCACAAAAAGAGCUCCGUAGCGCACCAACAUCCGGCGCAGUACGAUCCAGAUGUGGCGCACUUUUUCGAUGAGCACAUCGUGAAAGGCCGAAGCGACUCCGUCCGCAAACUCACCGGAUACAUUCACCAGCUGGACGGCAUACUGAACGGCGAUUCCUACACCAAAGAUAUGGGGCUGUACAUGUUCGAUCAGUAUCUGACGACGGUGGAGUGAAGUGUGCUACGCGAAAUUAUCUUUUAAGCUGAUAGGGAAUGUGAGGAAGAGCACGUCCGACUUAUCGUCGGGAUUAGAUCUUUAUGGGUACGAACUUAUCUCUAGCUACUGCCAAGCCAAUCGAACGAAACAGAAUUUCCUAUAGAUUUCCUGUAAAUGUCAUAAGCGAAAAUAAAAUCCGUGGCAGCAC